Molecule: messenger RNA, 766 nt
Organism: Seminavis robusta
Lineage: Eukaryota; Bacillariophyta; Bacillariophyceae; Naviculales; Naviculaceae
Source: the annotation of a GenBank genome assembly
CUAGUAGCUAGCCAGUAUCCCGAAAAAGAUAUUUGACCGGUUGCUUCCUCUCGGUUGAAGUGGUCCAAGCCAACACGAGCCUCAGGCUGCAUGGCUAUCUAUGGCUUUCCCAGCCAGCGUAAAUCCACACUGAUCAGAUUGGUUCGAUCAUCAUGAUGCGACCUGUUGCUUCCUUGUUGCUGCUAUUGCUAGCGAUUGGUAGUGUUGCGGUUGUCACUGCCGAUCUGAAUGUGUAUGGAGAGCCGUUGAAGGAAUGCAGCUCGGACGGCAUGGCCCGAACCGGAUUCACCCGUACUGGGAAAUGUAUGGAUAAGGACCGCGACACGGGAUCCCACAAUGUGUGCAUCGAUUUGACCUCGGCGCAAAACGGCAACUUUUGUACCGUCACAGGACAACCCAAUUGGUGCGACGAGGACAAGACUUGCCACGACGAAGAUCACAGCAGCAGCACCAAUAAUUGCCCCAUUGUGAAUUGGUGCGUCUGCGAAUGGGCGUUCAAAGGAUAUAUUGAACGAGCCGGUGGUUGCGAUCAGGUAUCGGAAGUGGAGUGUGAGAGUACCAACCAGAAGGUGGUGCUACACUACCAAACCGCCAUUGACAACAAUGAUGAUGCCGAAAAUGCUCAAGCCGCGCUCGAUUGCCUGAGAGCCAAGUGCGGACAGCAAAUCGGUUAGAUAUACCACCAUUGAAUGAAUCUACGAUAGUGAUGAUGAUUUUGACGUUUUCAUUUCCUCGUUGGUAUUAUUUUUGCUUGUGGGGUCCGCGA